CAUCCGUCCGUUUCCAUGGAAGCCCCUGUAACACCUGAAUAGCUCACACGCACUAGAAAUAAAACGCAAAGGUCCUAGAAAUGAGCGACUGAGGCGUGUGCAAGCAUCGUGUCCGUGUUUCCCGGCAGCAGCAGCAGCAGCAGCAGCAGCACCAUGAACCGUCUGAGCGCCGCCGUGCCCGCGGAGCAGUACCUCGCGGACAGCCACGUCCUGUUCUACCUGAGCGACGCAGUGACCCAGCUGCUGGAGCACAAGGAGGAGUACACCCAGUUUGGCCUGAUCCGAUACUUUGCAGAAUAUUUCAGCAGUGUGAAGAACAGCAACCACGUCCUCUUCAGGGAGUAUAACUACAUCCAGGCCACUCCGCACAACAAAGCGUCUUUCAUCAGAGUCUUCUGGAGAUGCUUCAGGCAGAUUGGCAAAAGUGGAGACUCUCUGUCCGUGCUGGAGUACCGGUCCCUGCUGCAGUUACUGUGUCCGGACUUCCCCGUGGAGGUGGUGCAGAGUGCAGCCAGAAUUGUUCUGAUGGAUGACACCACGGACUGUUUGAUGUCAUUCUCUGACUUCAUUUAUGCCUUCCAGCUGCAGUUCUAUUACAAAGAGUUCUUGGAGAGUGUUCUGGGGAUCUACCAGGACCUGUUAGCUGGGAAGAGUCCCAACACGGUCUUCGUCCCAACAUCGGCCUCCGUGGAGCAGAUGCUGCCUCUGGCAGCAGAGGAGAAUGAAAAGGAAGAGCCACAGCAAGAUGAGGUGGAGGCGUCCACUCUGGCCCAGUGUGUGGAGACGCUCUGCGACCGGUUCAAGCACAGUCAUCCGUCCAGGGCAUGUAUGAGGGAAAUCCUGCAGCAGGCUGACAAGAUCUCUUACUACAGCUUCCUCAUGAGUCUUUCCAAACAUGAGGCCAUCAACCAAACUAUCGGAGCAUUACCCAGUAAGACGGAGCUGCUCAUUGACCCUGAGAUGGACCAGGAACUAGACAAACUAAUCGCUCAGAUCUCUGUGAGUCCUGGUAGCAACAGCAGCGGCAGCGCAGUGGGGGCGCUGAAGGAGGUGCCGAGGAGAGCGUCUCCCCGGAGGAACAUCCACCACCGCAGGAGGAUGGAGGUGGAGAGCGACGGCUCCAACGAAGAGACCGACUCCUCUGAGAACUGAUGACUGCCCCCCCCAGUGAGACAUCUCUCUAUGGCUGUUUUUGGGGGGUUGGCAGUCUCUAAACCGUGUUUUUAUGUGUUAUAAUUAUUCUUCGUUUGGUACAAGUAUACACUUGGAACUAAUUAUCAGUUGUUAAACUUCUUAUCGAUACCAAAUGUCUAUAAAAGACUUAAAGGAGUGAGCAUCCUGCAGGUUCCUGCACCAACAGCUCCAAUAAGAAUUGAUGGAAAUUCAUCCUCGUUAACAAGUUGCAACAUUUUGGUAUCACUAACUGGGAAGAGGGGGGGGGGAGGCUAAUGCAAGAAAAAGAAAAUCCAGUUUCCACGAAGUUUGACAGAGCGCAGACGCGACUGUCUGAGCAGCUUUAUUCAUUAUCUUCAGCAGAUUUAUGAGGAGCCGUUUUUCAUUUGAUACAAUUUUUUUAGAGGAAAACUUUGGUUUCAUAGCAGAAUAUUUCUGUUUGGGGCCUGUACUUGACUUCCCACUACAAUGCAGUCAUACUCAAACUAUCAUCUGCAAGUAAGAUUUAUACAAUAUUGAAGAUGGAAUAUAUCCCUUAUUUAAGACCAACAACCAUGACAGUGAGCCAGAACAUCAAAAAUUAAUAUAAAACUACUUUGAUUAUUGAUAUUGUUUAUUUUAGCCACAUGUGUGUGUUGCUCAUGUUUUCAUCGGGUCAGAACCACGUUUUAAGUUUGUUUGUGCUGUGAAGACCAUUUUGAGAAAAUAUUUGAAUGUUAUUUAUUAUCUUGCUCACUGAUUUGUGCAGCUGAAGAACAAACUGCUGAUAAUGAGGCUGUAAUACGAGGACUACUAUUGUCAUGUUGGAGAAUCAGCCUUCACACCAUCACAUGACAUCGGAAGAUCAAAUAAACAUCACACCAUUCAAGUAGUUUCCACCUAUUUAGUGCAUUUUGCGUAAAAUGUUAAAGUCAAGAACGUGGUGGAAUUAUUUAGCAAAAAUGCAUCAUGACUUUUCCCAACAAGCUUCACUUUUAAAUCCUCUUUGUAAAAACUCUUAAGUAUCAUCUCUGAUGUACUCGUGUCCAGAAGUGGAGGGUUUAAAUCAGUGAUCAUCAAAUGACAAAAGCUUCAACAUUCGGUAGCCAAACAAUAAUCAUGUUUAAACUGGCCUUUGGAAGAGCAACCAAACUGUUUAUAUGUAUUUAUUACUCAUUUUCACUGACAUAUGAGUGCAGCGAAGCUUGAAAUGUGAAAUAAAUGUGUGCACUUUAUACAGAAUUACUUGAAUGCCACAAAAAAAAGAAAUAUAUUGAGAUUAAUUAAGAUCUUAAUAUUUUACUGAAGGACGACGAGACCACGAGAGCUAAAUGAUGCUUCCUAAAAGAAGUCAACUACUAACUGCUUUUUCAUAAAAAAGUCAUUUGUUCUGCUUUAGUGUUGCUGUUAAUAAAAGAAGCCUCUGCGGACGUGAACCAUGCAUGCUCAGUCUGGACCACCUGCCACCAACCAGAGGAAAAUAAGUUCCCAAGUUAGACGAGACACACGACAGAAUAAAAUCCGGGUGUCUGCCAGAUGGAGCUUUGUAGGCGUAGGGCUAUGCAGUGAGAAAAUAAAUCCACGCCAGAACAGAAAUGUUCAGGGGCUUCAGAGGCUGCACAACAGAGCUGACCUUCGUCAUCCGUUUGUUGGGUUUCUCUUCGUCACAACUUCUGCUGCUUUUGCACCAAAAACGACUACAGAUCAAAUUUAGUCGACAGUGAUCUUUACAUUUGAUCUUGUUGAUGAUGUAAAUUCCCCUCUCACAGCACUAAAUUCAAGCAUGAACGUAAAAUGAGUAUUAUUGUUUUAUGUUUUUUUAAUUUAAUUUAAAACAACUGUCUUUGUUUUCCUCUUCGUGUCCAGUUUUUAUUUUCUUUGUUUCCUUUUAAUAACCUCUUUAGAUUCAAAUGUUAUGUGUUGUUGGUUAAAUUGUUCAGACUUUUGGGUUCCUGCUGUCAUUCAGAUUUUAUUGUUGAACAGGAUUGAAUGAAAUUUGAUUAAGUAACAAAAAUGCCUGAAAUAUUAAAGCUGAACCACAACAAGCCUUGCUUCCUCUUUGUCCCACUGAACAAAUGUAUGAACGGAGCUGAUAGAUUAAUGUUUAUUGUGGCAGAUGAAACUGAACAUGUGAAUGUGACCUGAUGAGACUACUAUUAACACUGAAUAAUAAAGAUGUAACCGUAAGAUCUAAGAUUUGUCUUUCUGUAUUUGUGGGAUAUUAACAACCCAAAACAAUAUAAAUAAAAAUAAGUUAUUU
Cololabis saira (Pacific saury) is the source of this 3412-nucleotide messenger RNA. It is a transcript of the gene cstpp1, whose product is annotated as centriolar satellite-associated tubulin polyglutamylase complex regulator 1. The coding region runs from base 154 to 1152 and encodes 332 amino acids. The record is from RefSeq and is a predicted model, not a curated record. The transcript is spliced from 9 exons. Lineage: Eukaryota; Metazoa; Chordata; Actinopteri; Beloniformes; Belonidae.